Messenger RNA from Spirodela intermedia, 2229 nucleotides. NCBI's taxonomy places the organism in Eukaryota, Viridiplantae, Streptophyta, Magnoliopsida, Alismatales, Araceae. The record is from the annotation of a GenBank genome assembly.
AUGACUCUUGAAGAUUUCUUUGCCGCAACUGAGAUGAAGGAUGGGCUUACAACACUUACCAGAGUCGAAGAGCUACUUUCUGUGAUGAAAGCUACUGUAGAUUCUGAAGUAGUUGGUUCAAGCGAGGCAACGAGACAGUGGGCAGCUGUUGGAAGCGUCUUAUCGGCCACAGAGAAGAGCGAGUGUCUCAAUCAUUUCGUACAGCUGAAUGGACUCUCAUUUCUAAACCAGUGGCUUCAGCAGAGUCAUAAAUGGUCCAACGAUGGUAGUGACGACUCUGUUGAGAACUUGGUCAAUGUGUUACUCGGAGUACUGGAUAGGCUUCCUGUAGACAAGGAAAAGUCAGCUGCUUCGGGUAUUGGGUCAGCUGUCACUCAACUGUAUGGUCACAGGAGCCAUGAUAUCCGGGAAAGGGCGAGAACUUUGUUUAAUAAGUGGAAUCAUGAGGAGGGUACGGAUUCAAAGUCCCAGAGUGGACUAGAAAAUGGAGCAUCAUGUGAUAAUGGGCCAGUCAACCCUGGGUUUGAGGAUUCUCCCACCGACAAAGAGCCUGGUGAGAAUGGUGAUAGUUGCUCAGAGGGUUCCUCUGGAGAUCGUAUUCAAGAUGUGAGACCUCCAUCUGAUCAGAAUUCUCCAUUGGUUUCUUCCCCUGCUGUUCAUCACGAAAGCAGCAUAGAGCCUGUCGCCGGCUUUUCUCCUGGUGGAGGAGAACCUGACAGCAGGGUAGAUGAUUCGAGUGGUAAAGAUUCAUCAGAUGGCUCAAAAGACGUCGAGAUUGGGGUGAAUACGGAAGAAAUCGACACCUUCAGAGACAAUGUGGGCGAUGAAGGAACCACCGGUGAUCUUAAAGAGGUAGAAGAAAGUGGCAGAUUGAAUGAUGAACUUGACUCCAUGGUGUCGUCUGCCUCCUUGAAACCGACAGGUGAUGCAGAUAUAAAUGAAGUAGAGAGAAGAUCAGAAGCCGGACUGGGAGUGAGUGAGGGAGACGGUGCUUCAGAAGAGGAGGAUGAUCUGCCAGUCUCCAAGGACCCACUCUGUAGUUCUUCUCCUGAGAGAUCUUGGGGUCCUAAUCUGGGAGAAGAAGCUGAGGAAGCUGGCACUGGGCCAUCGAAGGGGAACGAUCCUCCUUGUGGGAACAGCUCGAGAACCUCUGAUUAUGCUGAUCGUACUGAUGCGGGUGAACCGGAAGCCCCAAGUUCUUUCAGGGUUCAACAAUCAUAUGGCGAUGCCAGCAAGGGCAACUGUGGGUUUGACCUGAAUGAGGACAUCUCCCUUGAAGAAGAUGCUGAGGGUUCUUCUCCUUCGUCCCCACAGAGAGUGGCAGCAGAUGGUGGAGAGGCCGUGCCUGGUUCGGCAUUGAAGCCCAAUUUUAUGGACAUCGAUUUGAAUGUAGUCGACGAUGAUGACGGUGUUGCAGCAGGGAAGCUGUCGGGCAGAGGAGACUCCUCCAUGGAAGUUAGCUCUGGAAGAGCAGAAAGAUUCAGUGUCGACCUCAACUGCAUUGGCAAUGAAGAUGCUUCACCUCAUCAGUCGCCCUUCAGGAGCCCUAAUCGCCACGAAUCAAGCCUUAGACUCUUUCCCGCCUCCUCCUUCUCUUCGAGGCUGCCCUCACCGAGGGAUUUUGACCUCAAUGAUGACCCAUCUGCGCUCAGUGCCUGCGGUUCAAGCGGUCUCGGCAUAGCUCCAAGAGGAACAAGCUCACUUCGAAACUACCCAGAUGGAUAUUCCGACUUUCUGAUUAUGGGUUCAAGAGCUCAGGAUGAAAGAAGGGAGCUUUUUACUGAAAAUUCACAGGCUUUCCUCGGGAGCAUUCUGUGUGUGGAUCUGGCGGCCGGCUCCAGGCGGCCACCGCCUUAUCCUCCUAUCUCUCCCCCGCCGCCGCCACCUGGGUACAGUGGACUUUCCAUUGGACCCGGGUCCUUCCAAUACAUGGUAGAUCCAAGAGGAGCUGCAGUGGUGCCACAGAGUGCAGCUGACACCUCGAGCAGGGCAGCUGCGCCAUCAACGUUGACUUCUGUUGGGCCCCCGACACUCAACUUGGAGCUGGAUUGCACCGCCGCAUUGACCGGAGGUAGGUCCCUGAGGCAGCUGUUCAUGCCAGGGAGCAGCGGUUUGGCGGAGGAGCCCCCGAGGCCCAGCUCCCAUCCAGCGGCUGGCACAGGAAUGGUGCUGAAGCGCAAGGAGCCAGAUUGCGGGUGGGAGCCCUGUAAAUUGUCCACAAACAGGUAA